AUUUCUUCCUUCUAAUCAAUCUUUGGAGUCCUCAUUAAUUUGUUCACAGAGGUACUUCCAAGAACCUGAUAAAUGUUCUUCCGUCAAGAGUCCUGUAAAAUGAGGAACAAUGAGUACUUAGAAUCCACGAUCAACGAAGUCGUGACGAGCAAAUCUAACAAGACGAGGCCUCAAAAAACCGCCCCAUCUAGAUUAGUAGCAUGCCUGACAUUUCUCCAGUUCGCCUUCGCAAUCUACGCGACGUUCCUCCUAUACUACAUGAGCCCCUCUGUCGAUCUUCGAACAAAGCCAGACUUUACUUGGGCCACCAAACUCGCUCGAUCCUGGAAAAAGUUCGUUAUACAGCCUCAAGUUGUGUCACAUAUUCGAGAAAGUGAUGCCUGUGAAUAUGAAACCAUCGAUUUUUCACAGAAGAAAUCGAAUGAUGUACUGAUGAUAAAACUCAAGCGAGAGCUCUACAACGAAGUUUUAGAUUUUCAGAAGAGGACUUCGGGAUCUGAAAAUUUAGCCGAGCUCAUGAGAAUGAAGUCUAAAUGGAGUGUUAAUGGGCCAAAUAUACCGAAAAUUACGGUAAUAUUGAAUCAUUUCAAGAGGAAAACACUAUGUGCUCAGCUCAAUUCUCUACUGAAUCAAACAUUGCCAUUUCAUCAAAUCUGGGUGCUCUCAUUUGGGAGCCCAAAUGAAAUUUCUUUCAAGAGGAUUGUCGAUAGUUACAACGAUUCAAGAAUCAGCUUCAUAAGCUCAAGCUACGAUUUCAAGUACUAUGGAAGGUUUCAGAUGGCUCUGCAGACUGAAUCAGACUUUGUUUAUAUUCUUGACGAUGAUAUGAUCCCUGGAGCGAAAUUGUUACAGAUAUUGUCACAUGUAGCAGGGACCGAGAAAUACAAGAAUUCUGUUCUCGGGAGCAUCGGGAGAAUUUUGCCAUUUCGACAGAAGGAUUUUAAAUUUCCGAGUUAUAGAAAGUUCAGAUCGAAAGAGGCGGGCCUUUAUUUACCUGAUCCUGCGUAUGAUAUAACCGUCGACAGAAUCGUGCAAGUUGAUUUCUUGUCAAGUUCUUGGUUUCUAUCGUCUGAUCUUACUAAAACCCUAUUUGUAGAGACUCCAUUUACUUUCAUUACUGGUGAAGAUCUUCAUCUGAGAUUAUCAGCUACAAAAUAUCGAAAUGCAGGCUCAUUCGUUUUGCCUGUCAAUCCGAACGAUAAGGAAACUUGGGGCGACAGCGAGCAUAGAUUAGCUUACGUAUCUGAAACAACGGUUAUCUUCAAAGAUAUCGUUCAAGUUCGCGAUGAGCAAUGGUGGAGAGCGCUUUCAUCAGGUUACGUCACUCAAUGGGCCAAAAUGUACCCUCAGAAGAUUGACGCUCUCUUAUAUGCUCACACUCUCUCAGAAGUUCGAGCUCUCGCUCCCCUUCUUAUGAAAUUUCGCUCAAUUGCUCAUCGAAAGGCCUAUAUCGUUGUCUCUGGUGAUAAAUUUUGUGCCUGUGAAGAUGCUGCAGUUGUUCUCAAUUGGCCUAAAUCGGUUUGUAAAGAGAGACUGUUCAAGAUUUUCGAUUUGGGGAUUGGAGCGAUAUCUGGAGCGUCAAAGUCUGAGGUUUCGAUACUACAAGCAGUGUAUUCGAGCAUGAAGGGCCUCGUCAGGAUUUACAACCCGAGUCUAGUGAUCACAGUCGCCGAUAUUGAUCAAAAUGUCAAGAGCGCGCUAACUAUGGCUACUGAGAGCAGCAUGAACAGCUCUGUGCUUGUUCCGUUGCCGAGAAAUUCAAUUGGCAAAGUUCUCUGGAUGGCCGAUCUCAGACCAUCGGCGUUACCAAACUGGAACAAGAUGAAGAUAUCUGUAAACAUCAUCACGCAGAAUCGCGCAACAUCGCUGCAGAGACUCCUGAAAUCUCUGCAGAACGCGUACUAUCUCGGCGACGAGGUCUCUUUGAGUUUCAACAUGGACAGCGGAGUCGACGAUGUGACACUGAAAACCAUCGACUCGUUCAAUUGGCCGCAUGGCCCCACAACCGUCCGUCGACGGAUAGUCCAGGGCGGCCUGAUACGCGCGGUGAGCGAGAGCUGGUACCCGUCAUCUGACGACGACUUCGGCCUCCUCCUUGAGGACGACAUCGAAGUCUCCCCCUAUUACUACCUCUGGAUCAAAUACGCCCUCCUCGCGUACCGCUACGACCCCCAAGUCUCCAUCCCAGAGCUCUCCUCGAUCUCUCUCUACACUCCUCGCCUCAUCGAAGUCGCCAAAGAGCGACCUAAGUGGAACGCCACGCAGUUCUUCGAGGCGAUCCACCCCAACACGCCAUACCUCCACCAGCUGCCGUGCAGCUGGGGCGCCCUGUUCUUCCCCAAACACUGGCGCGAGUUCUACGCGUACAUGAACGCGCGAUACACUGAAGACCCGAAAUCCAACCCUGUCCAGGUCCCGAGGUCCCGAACCAACGGCUGGCAAGCAUCAUGGAAGAAGUUCCUCAUCGACAUGAUGUACCUCCGGGGGUACGUCAGCCUGUAUCCCAACUUUCCGAACCAGACGAGUUUCUCGACGAACCAUAUGGAGCCAGGAGCGCAUAUAUCCGCGAAAGAGAAUGCGGUGAAGCAUGAUAAGAGGGACUACGAGGUUCCGUUGGUGGGCGAGGAGUUUACGGCGAUGCUGCCGGCGGGGAGAAUGCCUGCGGCGGGGAGGUUGCCGGUGUUGGAUUUGUUUAGGACUGGAUUGCCCAGGGGCUGUUCUAGAUUUUGA
Messenger RNA from Asparagus officinalis (garden asparagus), 2730 nucleotides. RefSeq lists its product as uncharacterized. The record is from RefSeq and is a predicted model, not a curated record. The transcript is spliced from 4 exons. The coding region runs from base 73 to 2730 and encodes 885 amino acids. Lineage: Eukaryota; Viridiplantae; Streptophyta; Magnoliopsida; Asparagales; Asparagaceae.